AAUGGAAGGUGUCCUUAUUAGAGAAACAUGUGCACAUAAUGCAAUAUUUAUGAACUAGGGUGCAGUGUUGAUGUAUGACAUCACAUCUUGGAGUUCGUUCACCAAUGUCCUCAGUUGGAUGGACAGUAUCAGUGAGCACGGCUCUCCUCUCAUCAAGAUAGCUCUGGUCGCCCACAAGAUUGACCUGGAGGACGACAGACAGGUCUCAGUGGAGGAAGGACAGAAGCUUGCAGAAACCUACAAUUGUCUCUUCUUUGAAGCCAGCUCCAGGGCUGGCAAGAACUGUGCCAAGGUAUUUACCAUGGAACCUUAUAGUUGGUAUAUAUAAUGCACCUAAUGGCAAGUGAAUGUAUGGGGUUUCCUGCUAAUAUUAGGUAUUCAAUAUGUUGGCACAAGAAAUCAAGAAAGCAAAGGAUGAAUCCAAUUAUAUCAAGGCCCACAACUCAAUGCCAGCCACAGAGGCCAGUAGAAGGAUACUAGCAGAGAAUGACUUGAACUCUAGUGGUAGUCAGAGUAGGGGAAAGACUUCCUGCUGUGCCAGAUAACCAAAACAUUUGCCGUGUAUGUAGUAUUGUAGUAUUAGGCUAAAUUUUUCAAAUUUGUUCU
Messenger RNA from Geodia barretti, 606 nucleotides. The record is from the annotation of a GenBank genome assembly. Lineage: Eukaryota; Metazoa; Porifera; Demospongiae; Tetractinellida; Geodiidae.